GACGGCAGCGAAGGGCUCAGUCUGCCAAACAUAAAUGUUGAGCGUCUGCGCAAAGUGGUGUUCUACAACGUCGAAGAGACCGAACUGUCAGUGGACAACACACCCAACAUCAACGAGAUAUGGCUGUGGGUGCAGCACUGGUUCUCAGUCACCGGCUCACGGAGAGUGUGGAAGCACACAACGGACUACGGCAAAACGUUCUACUGCAAAUUGGGGCCCAAGAAGAAAGGCAAACAGUAUCAAUCCGCUGUUCCCGUGGAACGGCAGAGAGUGG
Sphaeroforma arctica JP610 is the source of this 274-nucleotide messenger RNA. RefSeq lists its product as hypothetical. The transcript has 2 exons. The annotation marks the transcript as partial. Lineage: Eukaryota; Ichthyosporea; Ichthyophonida. The record is from RefSeq and is a predicted model, not a curated record.